This is a messenger RNA of Lolium rigidum, 458 nucleotides long. RefSeq lists its product as uncharacterized. The record is from RefSeq and is a predicted model, not a curated record. Lineage: Eukaryota; Viridiplantae; Streptophyta; Magnoliopsida; Poales; Poaceae. The transcript has 3 exons. Bases 16 to 435 code for a protein of 139 amino acids.
AGCCCCAUCACCGUCAUGGCGGCGGCGCUAUCCCUCCUCCCGCGCGCGGCGGCCGUCCGCCUCGUCGCGCCGCGUGGCCUCGCAUCCGCGUCCCGCCUUCUCUGCGCCGCGGCGGCCGGGGCGCCGUCGAAUUCGCCCGCAGCCCCGCGGAGGCUGGUGCUCUACACGAAGCCCGGGUGCUGCCUCUGCGACGGCCUCAAGGAGAAGCUCCACGCCGCCACUCUUCUCGCCGGCACCCCCUACUCGCUCGCCUCCCUCGAGCUCCAGGAGAGGGACAUCACGACGGAUCCAGAGUGGGAGCGGCUCUACCAGUACGAGAUCCCGGUGCUCGCCAAGGUGCUUCCGGACGGCACCGAGGAAAUAGUACCCAGACUAUCUCCCAGGCUAAGUGUGGAGCUCAUACAAAAGAAAGUAUCUAGCGUGUUUGAUCAGUAAGGAUAUAUAUACUUUCUCAAAGG